Messenger RNA from Danaus plexippus (monarch butterfly), 3319 nucleotides. RefSeq names its product FHF complex subunit HOOK interacting protein 2A-like. NCBI's taxonomy places the organism in Eukaryota, Metazoa, Arthropoda, Insecta, Lepidoptera, Nymphalidae. The transcript has 11 exons. Bases 198 to 1925 code for a protein of 575 amino acids. The record is from RefSeq and is a predicted model, not a curated record.
UUGCAGAAUAUGUGAUUAUGGAAAACUGAAACUGUCAUUAGACAUUUCUCUCCUCAUUAGUAAAUAUUUCCAAAAUAUAAUUUAAAGGAAUUUAAGAUGAUUUAAAAUGUUUUGCCAUAUAUGUUAGAUACUUGAAGAUAUUGUGUUGAGGGGACGGACUAUUUGAAAUAAUGUUGAACUGAAAACCUGGAAAAAAAAUGUUAAGCCGAUUUUCAGACGUUUUGCAAACUGCUGCGGACGUUCUUGCUCCGCCGCCGACCAGACUUGAAGAUUUCGAAUACCAUUGGAAAAUGGUACUUAAUUUUUAUCGAAAUUACGAUGAAAAGACGAAAGUACAUAUAGAAGACACGAGAGUUCCGCACCACUUGCAUCAAAUGUUACAGUUAAUAGUAGACGAAGAGAAAGAACAGAAUGAUGGAACGGUUGGACCGUGUCUGGAGUCAAUUAUCCAGCGUUCCAUAUCACUGCUGGACGUCCUGGUAGCUCUGGCAUCUGUGGAUAGGCCUCCAGGUGCCAGGGCUAUGGCGCUAUCAUUAGCAACAGCUCUAUUAAGACGUACGAGAAGGCCAUGCAUCAAUAGCGCCCAUGUUUAUAGACCUUUGCAGAGAAUGUUGGUACAGUGCAAUGAAAGUCCAGCAUCUCCCACGGAAAAGGAAGAAGUAGAGCUUCUUUUGACAUUAUGCGGCCUAGUCCGCAAGGAAACCGGCUUAGCAAACAUAUUCACUACGCCAUUCGUGGAGGACAAGGCGAGUCUGCUCAGCAUACCCAAAGAUAUACAGACGCUGAUACCCAUCAAGAAGAAACUUCACACCCCAAAGAAGAAUCCGUUAUUCGAAGUGAACAUGACGCCGAGUCCAAUGAAAACUGUUUCCAUUGUCAGAAUAAAUAAAGACGAUAAUUGCCAGCAGUCGAACAGCUCUGGUGACGAUCACGAAUCCUGUAAGAGUCAGAAGACGGUUAAUGAGGAUAAUGAUAAAUUCCUCCUGAUUGAUCUGUUGCUGUCGUAUUUGAAUAGUGCUGAUAACCAAGUGGUUCUCCGGGCAUGCGAGGGUAUCAUGAUAGUGUCGUCGCUCCCGGAAGACGAUAUCGCUAAUUUGGUGACGAGCAGCCCGGCCUGUGAGACGAUCAUCGAUAAAUUGGUUAAUAAGUACCGGGCCAUCCCUAGUGACGUGGACCCGAAUGACGUUGAUCACUUGAACAUUACGUGGGCGUAUGUGGCCCAAGAUUUCGGUGACAAAAGUUACAAUCGCUUCCACGGCUACAGGGAGCUGACGAGUUUCUUUUCGUGGUUGGAUUACGUGGACACUUUGAUGAAGGAAUGCCACCCCACCAUAUCGUCUCACUUGGCUCGCAUAUUCCGCUGCCACUUCCUGGACGCCGUUCCCGAAGCAGCCAGCGGCGCUGUGUUGUCGUCAGCCUUGCUAGCGAAAUGUCUCAGAGUGUUGGACGCGAGUGAUCUCAUACAGGAGUUCUCAAGUUGGUUGGUCGGGGAGGGCGAGUGUGAGUGGUCAGUGCUACUGUCUCUGGUCGACAACUGCCUCACCGACAAGCACGAUCUCACGCUAGAGACGCUGAGGUUUUUUGAGGCUAUUAUAGAAAAGGGCACAGAGCACAGUAUGGAGCGGCUCGUGCUGUCUCGCGUGUGGUCACGUGGUUACUAUCACUCCCCACCCAACGGCGCGCUACAGGACGAGAGGGACAGACUCAAUGACGUCUCGCACGCGAGGGAAAGAGAGAGAAACAGGGAAGCGAUGCAACAAAUGCAGCACGAAGAAAAGAUCAACAGUCAAGUCAGCGAGCUCCUGAACGAUGGUGGCACGGAUUGUGACAUACACAGAGUUAUAAACAGGAGAUUAGGAAUACUUAAAGAGCGACUUCAAGAGAUUAUCGCGUCUGAGAAGUUUGAGAUGCUACAAUUAUCUUAAGAUAACAUAUACGUGUUUUAUAUCUAAGACUGAAACUUAUACUUACUUAUAAUAUAUUUUUAAUUCUUUUUUUGAUAUGUACAAGUGUUUUUGCCAUUAGUUAAUUAUAAAUAUGUUUUUGUCUUGAGCAAGCGUGGUGGUUAAUGCUCUAACCUUCUCCGUGCGAGGAGAGGCCUUUGCUCAGCAGUGGCCUCCGAUAGGCUGAUGAUAUUUUUGUAUAUAUUUUGUAUUUGUACAUAUUACUGUUUUGUGUGUACAAAAUAAAAUUAUAUGUAGGGGAUAGAUUUUUUUUUUCACAGUUUUUUUAGGUUUAGGAAGAUGGUAAGAUAUAAUUUUAUGGAAAACAAAAUUCUCUGUGGACGUAUGUUUUUAUUUGACAUAAGAAUUUUAUUUAAUUGAUGAAAAUUUUGUUUGUGUUGUAUUUUAUGAUCGGAUCUUUAUAUUAUUGAUGGCCUAAAAAUUGAAAAAUAUUUUAAAUAACUGUAAAUUUAUAAGUUUUCUGUGUUAGAGUGAAUAUCUGAAGCUUUUUUACUUCCAACGAUGUCUCUUCCACAACAGUUACUUUUAAAACAAUGUACACUACAUUAAUAUGCUAAAACUUCAAUUAAAAAAAUUUUUUCUUAUAUUUGUUAGACAUUUUGCCAUACUAAAGCCAUUACAUAUACGUACAUAUUAGUGUAAUUUAAAUAUCCCUAAGACAGUUAUAAAAACUAUGGUUUUAGCAUACGGAAUUAUAAUACACUUUUGGAAAGUUUAUAAUAAAAAAAAGUAGUCUUAAUUUAUGUGUAAAGCAAGGGAAUAAAGUUAUAGGAACAUAAUGAAAUGAGUAGGAUAAUGAAAUUUAAGACAUAAUAAUCUUUUCAAAUAAUUAAAUUUAUAUAUAUAUGCAUAUAAGUUGAUGUAUAUUAUCACAUAUGUUAUUCGAUUAAUUUAUUCUUAUAAUUUUUUUUUUUUAUAUGAAAAUAUAUAAAUUAUAUGAAACAAACAUAUCAUUUGUUGUUACAAAAAAAAAAGAUUUUUUUAUCAAUUUCUAAGUUUUAAAAUGUUCACUCUUUUGGACAUAAGUCUAUGUAUAUAGUUUGUGAAUGAAAAUGUUAGUGACUACCUUCAUUAGUUAUUUCAAUCUAAAACAGAUGAGUUUUUAUCUUAAGAUCAUCUUAUAGAUAUUAUACUCUUAAGUAAAUUAAGAUUAUUAUAUAUCUAUGUGAGAAGAGGCCUUUGCUCAGCGUUGGGCUCGGAUAGGCUGAUAGUGAUAUAUGUUUACACAACCACACUUAUUUAUACCGUUUAACAACUCGGUUGUAAAUUUCUUCCUUGUGUUAUGUUAGUUAAUAAUAUUAUACAAAUAAAUUCUGUAUUGUUAUUGUAUAAAUUAAAUAGUUACAACAUCUAAA